This is a messenger RNA of Rosa rugosa (rugosa rose), 1367 nucleotides long. Its product is annotated as F-box protein FBW2-like. The transcript has 3 exons. The coding region runs from base 168 to 1130 and encodes 320 amino acids. The record is from RefSeq and is a predicted model, not a curated record. NCBI's taxonomy places the organism in Eukaryota, Viridiplantae, Streptophyta, Magnoliopsida, Rosales, Rosaceae.
UGUGAUCGUAGGUGGACACGGUUAAUAAUGGAUCGACAUACACCUGUCUCUCUAAAAGCUUCUCUUUGAUCACUCCUUUCUCUAAAGCAACAUCCUUUUAAUCCACACACCGAUUACCCGGCAUCCUUUUGAAGAUCCAACACCUUCCUUCCAUACCCAAAAGUUGAAUGGAGGAAGACAGUGAGUUUCGGAAUUGGGAUGAGCUCAUACCCGAUGCACUUGGGCUUAUAUUUAAGAAUCUAACACUGGAAGAGACCCUGACUGUAAUCCCAAGGGUCUGCAAGUCCUGGGGAAGAGUAGUUGCUGGUCCUUAUUGCUGGCAGGAGAUUAACAUUGUGCAAUGGAGCAAAUUCCGGUCGCCUCAGAUUGUAGACCGAAUGCUUCAGAUGCUUAUCGCCAGGAGCUCAGGUUCGCCCAGCAAGCUCUGCGUUUCUGGGGCUCUCGAUGACCAGAGUCUUUUGUUUAUCGCAGACCAUGCCAAAUCUCUUCAGACGUUGAAGCUGCCAAGAUGUGCAGUAAGUGAUUUGAUAGUGGAACAGGUUGCCACGAAGCUUUCUACCAUAACUUCCUUGGAUUUAAGCUACUGCAAAACUAUUGGAGCCCCUGCACUUGACGCAAUUGGAAAGCACUGUAAACAUCUCACAAAGUUGCAGAGAUGCAUGUAUGGAUGGGAACUUGACAAGGACUCUCAAGACAAGGAGGGUUUUGCAAUAGCAGCCACGAUGCCAAAACUCAAGCACCUUGAUUUACGCUUUAUGCGUAUUAGUACAGAACCUGUGCUUCAGAUACUAUUGAACUGUCCUGAGCUCCAUUUGUUAAACGUGCUAGGGUGCUACAGUGUAAAAAUUGACGAAAAGUUUGUCAAGAAGUUCCCAGGGCUGAAUGUGGUUGGACCAGGUUCAGGCAAUGAGAGCUGGGAUGAUUGCUCCACUUUCUCAGUUUCUUCCAGCUACUUAGAUUGGGACUUGAUGGGCUGUGUAAUCAACAAUGAUGAUUUUGAGGUAGAGUAUGAUUAUUUUGAUGAAGAUGCGGCCUGGGAAGACGAUCAAAGUAUGGCGGAUGUAGAAUUUAGCUUCUAUGAUGGUUUUUAUCUUGAUAAUGCUGGGUUUGAUUGGCCCCCAACUCCUUGAAUUUCGUUGCAGGUGCAGGUUAGAGGUUCACCUUCUUGGUACCCUGGUGCAAGAUGUUGCUUUACCUACAAUAUUAGGACUCACUAAUAAUCCUUAUGAUGUGUAUGUUUCUGUAUUAUCAAAUACUCUGUUUGUAUAUAUACAUGCAUGAAUGCAAGUGAAAACUUUGAGGCUUUGUAUCCAUUUCUUAUAUAAAAUGGGGUUCAUCCCAUCAAUAAAUUACCUGAUAAACUAGCA